ACGUGGACUGUGCCUUGGAAGACCUGUGCUUUCUCGUAUCUAAGCUGUGUCAGAGCUGACACUCUGCUUUGCCAUUUUGUUCCCGGUGUCCGGCACUUAGUGAAUUAAUUAAGGAAGAGCUGGCGAUGGAUUGGUUUAGCUGCUGUGCCCUGUAGGCAUAAUAAUACGAAAGAAGAUGUUAAAAACUACAAGCAACCUUCCUGGUAAUGGAUCUUUGUCAGAAAAAUGAGGCUGAUUUAGACAGCAGUGAAAUCCAAAGUACAGAAGAAACAGAGCUGAGCUGCUCUUGUCCAGACGAAAGGAGUGAGAGGAGCCAUGUGUGCUGCCUUCUCACUAUCAGUGACCUGACGCUUGAACAAGAUGGAAGAGCCAGUGAGUUUGUUAUUGGAACUGGCUGGGAAGAAGCAGUCCAAGGCUGGGGAAAGAUUUCUCCAACUGCUUGCAUCUGGCCACGGAAGAAGCUAAAAAAGACAAGGGUAGGAGAAAGUGCCAACAGCAGCUGUUUACUCUGUCUCAACCUCCCCCAAGGAAGCCUCGAGGCCAGGCCUCCCGCGGGACCCGGGAAAUUGGAGGCAGGGGCUGUAGCUGAGGUAGGCUCGGAGAAGGAUCAGAACAGCCCCUCCCAGAGUCAGGGGCCUUCCCAGGGCCCCAACACUGCUUCCAGGGAGAUUAGCAAAAUCUACUUUCCCACCUACAUUCAUGGAGAAAAAAAAAGCCUGCAAAUCAAGGAGUUUAUUUGGUGCAUGGAAGACUGGGCCGUCCCCAAGACUGUUAGGGGCAAGGCACCCAGGAGUCCCAGCGGAGGCGCCGACAGAGGGCUCUCCAUCUCAGACUCCCUGACUUCCAAGGCCCUCUUGGUUCUGCCUCCCCUGAAAGCUUCACCCCCAAACGGCUUGGAUAAGAGUAAGAACUUUUUGUUGCAGUUGGGAGAGAAGGUGCCGAGUGUGGAAAAGGAUGAGUGUGUGGUUCGUGCAUAUGGGUUGAAAACCAUUGGUGGGGAAGGUGAAGAGACCCAUAAGCUGGCCAAGCACCUGAAGGUCAAUGACGUGCGGCCUUUUCUAUCUCCAGGGGCCCAGACGUCCCUGCUGUCCGAUCCCGAGCCGUGCUCCCUGCCUGAAAACAAGCAGAUGUGCCUGCCCAGCCCCAGCAACGCUCACUAUCUCACCACCUUGAAGCUUUUGCAGAAGCAGGGAGUGCAACACUACAAAGCCAAAUUCAAAGCCAAAUUGCAGAAACCUCCCGUAAAUACUCAAAAGCACAUUGUCACGGGGGCCCAGGAGGACGACAGGCCCCAGACGCUGGACAGCAGAGUUUUGCCCGGAGCUCUCCUGCCGUCCCUCACAGAAGAAGUUCACUUUACAAGUUCAGUCUCCCAGAUCAAAGCUACAGUGUAUAUUUGUGAACAGUCUCAGAGUAACUCCAGUAUCCACUGCACUAAGUAAAAGUGGAAGCAUCUUCCCAUUUCCUGGGAGCUGAGAACUGCUAGGAGACAUAGCUGUUUUCCACACCCACACUUUGACACUGGGCUGUGCUGCCUCUGCCAUAGAAAAGGAGGGGAUUAUCUAAUGGUAUUUCCCAAUUCUGUCACUGUCGCACCGUUGACUUGCCUGCAGACAUGAAUGGAGACUCCAAACCGUGAACAGUUCCUUCUGUCCCAGUUUUGAUCAGCCUUGCUCUGGUCACCGGCAGUACGAAGUGAAUUUCAAAUUAUACAUUUCAGAAGUUGCUGAUAGGGCCAGCACCACGGCUCACUUGGCUCAUCCUCCACCUGCAGCACCGGCACCCUGGGUUCUAGUCCCGGUUGGGG
Lepus europaeus (European hare) is the source of this 1807-nucleotide messenger RNA. It is a transcript of the gene C19H16orf46, whose product is annotated as chromosome 19 C16orf46 homolog. The record is from RefSeq and is a predicted model, not a curated record. NCBI's taxonomy places the organism in Eukaryota, Metazoa, Chordata, Mammalia, Lagomorpha, Leporidae.